AUGUCCACCAACAAUCCACACUCAAACCCAGGCAAACCCCCGCCAGGUUCUUUACUUUUACCAAUAGCACCUUCUGUCCCAUCAUUAUCAUUAUCAUCAUCUUCUUCUUCUUCAUCUUCGUCUUCAUCUUCAUCUUCCUCCUCCUCUUCUCUCACCCAGGGCUCUAGAAACGUCCCAAGUAAAAGAGCUCAAGAUGAAUCAGAACGUGAAGAAAAAAUUUCUCGCGCAUUAUCCCGCGUUGAAGAAGGUCUUUCAUACAGACAAGCCGCAAAGGAAAUUGGAAUUUCUUUUGGCACCGUUUAUGGUCGUUUCCGUGGCCGUAAAAGCAGAGUCAAAGCUCAAGAAGCCCGCAUGAAGCUUUCCUUUUUGGAAGAAACAAUUAUUGAAAAAAUGCUUCUCACAACUGUCUAUAUUGGCGAACCUUACACACAACCUCAUUUUGUUCAAGCAGCAAACCUCUUUCUUCAAGCCCAAGGAGAUACAGACCCUGAAAAAGUCACCCGCCAAUGGUACCGUCAUUUUCGUCGAAGGCACCCCUCUAUGGAUGCUCGCGACUAUGCCGUUCUUCACAAGCCUUUAAACUCUCAUUCAUCUUCCGAGGCUGUAGAAAGCUGGUUUAAGAAAUUCGAAGAAGUUUUUUGGGCUAAUAAAGUGGACCCCAGUAAUACUUACUGUGUUGAUGAACUUGGGUUUUGUCGCGGUCCUGCUUUCCCUCAUUCUAGUCCAUCUACUCAAAAUAGAGAUUUGAAUCCUUUUAAAUCAGCAGCAGCCACUACCAAUCGCACAGAGUCUCCAAGUGACAGCUCUCACGUUCUCAUUCCUCCUCCUCCUGCUGAAACAUGUACUAUUAUCGAAACCAUUUGCGCCGACGGUUCUCUUUUGCCGCCCUAUACCAUUUUCUGCGACAAGAUGUACCAACAAGCCUCUUCUAUUAUUUGCCCCAACGGGCUCCCCUCAAGCGACCCAUUUGCUUAUGGUUCCUGGGGGUUAGCAUCCACAAAAUCGGGAUGGCCAAAUAGUGAAACCAUUAUGGACUGGCUUGAAAACCAUUUCGACAAGCUGACUCGUGCAAAGGCCAGAGGUGAAUACCGUCUUGUCGUUCUCGACACUCAUGCAGUUCAUUUUACUACGGCUUUGCUCCAGUUUGCCGUCAAGAAUAAAAUCAUUCUACUUUUUACUCCUGCUUUGGCGAUCCCCAACCUGCAUCCCUUUACAAACCCACUUCUUACUAGUCUCAUGUCGGACAUUUACAGCAAAUCAAGUAAUGAAGACGAUGCUCAAGGUCGGCCUUCGGUCUUGAAGUUUGUUUCCCUUAUUAAUGAUGCUCGGCACAAAUAUUUGACUAAAGAUGUGAUUUUACAACUCUGGCAAGAAAGUGGGUUGGUUCCCUUUGAUUCAUCGGUUAUACAAGAUUGCCAGGAGAUUAAAAAUGAGCUUGGUUCUAAAAGCCCCAUAAACAGAUCUGAAGACAUUGUUCUUAGCGUUACUUUCCUUCCUGUACGAGACCUUGAUGUGGACACGUUUCCAGCCAAAUUUGGGGCUGCGCCCAGAAUCGACAAUAGAGCUUGUACUAAUGUUGGCAGUAGCGGUAGCAGUAUUAAUAACAAUAGCAGCAGCGGCAGCAACAGCAACAACAGCAACAACAGCAACAACAGCAACAACAGCAACAACAGCAACAAUAACAAUAACAAUAACAACAAAGCAACUCCUGACAACAGUCUCACCACCAAUAAAAAUAGCAACACUACUAGCAAGAAAUCCAGCAUCUCCAAUAGCAUCAUUAGUUGUUCUUCUUCUUCUUUUUGCCAUUCCAACAAUAACGUCUCCAGCAUUUCUUCUCUUUUAAAUUCUCAGCAUGAUUCAGAUGGUAAAGAAAAAGAAGAAGAAGAAGCUUAUCAACCUCUCAAAAACUUGAUUUUCCCUGAAACUCCUAGCAACUUCUCUCCAACCAAUGACUUUGUGGACUCACUAAAACUAGCUGGUGAGUCUUUGAAGCGUAACCGACAGCUAAAUGACGCGCAGAUUUCUUACAACAAUUAUAUGCACGGAGUGCUUAAGCGGCUGCAUUCGUCCAUGAGCGACAUUACAACGGGCGACAAUGACGAAGGUGUAGACGCAGCCUCGGAUGCAGACGCGGACCUGGGCCAAGACGAAGAAAAGAAGCACGAGAGGAAGCGUAAGCGCAUCAAGACAGUCAAGAAGUGUUUACGUGAGCUUGAGUGUGUCAUGGCUUUGCCCACUGGUGAGAUUGAACAACUCAAGGCUGCAUCUUGUGCCAAUGACUUGAUGGGAAAUGUCUUGUUGCAAGCGCAUGCAGCUGCAAUCAAAGAUGAUCAGAUCAAAUCACACAGUAACAACAACAGCAACAACAACAGCAACAACAACAGCAACAACAACAGCAACAGCAGCAGCAACAGCAGCAGCAACAGCAGAAGUAAUAGCAGCAGCAACAGUAACAACAGCAGUUUUAGCAGUAAUAGCAGUUUUAGCAGUAAUAACAAUAGCUCCGAUGGGCAAUUGACUCAGCAGCAGUACCUUUCGGAAAAGCCCAUAGUGACAAAAAGUUUGGGAAGAAUUUCAGCGGAUAUUCCGUCGGCUCAGCCGAUGGUUCAAUCGAGAAGCACCGAGUCUGCCAAAGUCGGUAAUAAACUGAUGCUUCACUCCACACUGACGACGACGGCGGCGGCGGGGACAGUGCAUAACGCCUUUGUCUCUCAGCAUGUGAUGCUUGGUAAGCCAUCACCGACACCGUCGUCAUCAUUAACACCUACACCUACAGCUACACCUACAGCUACACCUACAGCUACACCUAUAGCUACACCUACAGCAAUACACACAGCAUCACACACAGCAACAACAGCAACAGCAAUAGCAACAGCAACAAUAAAUUCUCACCAACCCAGCCCGCCGGGCUCUUCAUUUCUGCAAAACAUUUUGAACCGCAAUGAAGAAGAAAAGCCCACGGCCAACAACAAUGCUGGUCGUGUGUCAAAGGAUGGCCCGCUGGGCGGGUAUCCGCAAAAGUCUCCCGGAACGGGUCACAUUGGUUCUCCAUUGCUCACACAACAACAACAGCAUCAUGAACAGCAUCAAAACCAGCAUCAACAACAUCAACAACAGCAGCAACAUCAACAACAGCAGCAACAGCAGCAACAGCAGCAACUACAACAGCCUUUGGGUUCUUAUAGACCAUAUUACUCUUAUCCUGUAGCUUCUCGGUCAACGCCAUCAUCGUCGUCGUCAAGUAUGCUGCCACCUCUUCCUAAGCUUGGUGCUGGUGGUGUAGGGUCUUCAGUCAAACCUAGUUCAGGGUCUUUUGUCUACUCUCUUGCACCACCACCACCACCACCAUCAUUGUCGCCUCUACCAGCAUCAUCCUCCACAUCUCCUCCGCAUCAUCAUAAUCAUCAUAAUCAUCAUAAUCAUCAUUUGAUGGAAGGAUAUUCUCCACUGGUUAAUGGGACUUCUGGGGCAUUGGAAUCAUCAUCAUCAUCAUUCAUUAAUAAUACUACUAAUAAUAGCCUUCCGCUACCUCCAUUACCUGUGCUUGGGGUACGAAACCAUAGUGUUGGAUAUGAUCAGCAAGCGCAGCAACAGCAACACUUGGCUCAACAACAAGCGCAACAGCAGCAACAGCUACAUUUGCAACAACAUCAAACUCAACAAUAUCCAGCUGUUGUUGCUGUGACUUCACCUGGAACUCCAAGCAACCCUGAGUUGUUGUCACGUCGGUACUCAUACAACGUGGAUCCAAACUAUCGUGACCUCAACAACAACAACAGCCGUAAUUAUAAUAAUAACGGUGGACCAUAUUCUUCAGCUUCACAUCAUCUUCGCCAUUAUGGAUACUAA
Messenger RNA from Magnusiomyces paraingens, 3852 nucleotides. RefSeq lists its product as uncharacterized. Lineage: Eukaryota; Fungi; Ascomycota; Dipodascomycetes; Dipodascales; Dipodascaceae. Gene Ontology annotation, molecular function: DNA binding. The coding region runs from base 1 to 3852 and encodes 1283 amino acids. The transcript has a single exon. The record is from RefSeq and is a predicted model, not a curated record.